AUGCAGCACCAUGCCCCGUAUGGAUAUCCCACUCCCCCGGCCUCUCCCGCGUACGACGACCCCAAGUGCAACGUCCAACAGCCCUUUGCGACACGCACUUUCCAGCCCCGAUGUGUACCCCUUGCCCCAGAACAGCGUAUAGGACGACUUCUUGAGGGUAAGCUCCAGCUCACUGACAUUCUUGGUACCGGCGCAUAUGGUGUCGUUUACACUGCCUUGGAUAUCAACACUGGAGUUCGGUAUGCUGUAAAGUGCCUGAGCAAGUACAAUGCCGAUGGAACACCACUGGAACGCCGCCAGAUUGCCUACCAACAGCGAGAGAUUCGCUUGCACUACCACGCAUCGGCGCACCCAAAUGUGGUGUCCAUGCUGAAGAUUGUGGACGAUCCUGACUGUAUCUAUGUUAUUCUCGAGUACUGCCCAGAGGGUGACCUCUUUUUGAAUAUCACAGAGCGCGGUCAGUACGUUGGUAAGGAUGAACUCUCUAAGAAGGUGUUCCUUCAGAUCUUGGAUGCCGUUGAGCACUGCCACAACUUGGGUAUCUAUCACCGGGACCUCAAGCCUGAGAACAUCCUUGUCACCGACAAUGGAGAGACCGUCAAGCUCGCCGACUUUGGACUGGCCACCAGUGAAGACCGCUCCGAGGACUACGGAUGUGGCUCAACCUUUUACAUGAGCCCAGAGUGCUUGGACCCUUCCGCAAGGAAACCAUACUACAUGUGUGCUCCCAAUGAUGUCUGGAGUCUGGGAGUGAUCCUAGUUAACCUCACUUGCGGACGCAACCCAUGGAAGCAGGCUUCCUUCCAAGACUCUACCUACCGAGCUUAUGCUCGCUCUCAGGAUUUCCUCAAGACUAUCCUUCCCUUGACAGAUGAGCUCAAUGAUAUCUUGGGACGCAUUUUCAACCCCAACCCCGAGCACCGGGUCACUCUCUCUGAGCUACGGAACAGGAUCAUUGCAUGCUCCCAGUUCACCGUACCAGCAGUGGCUCCCAUGAACGUGCCCACACCCACCUCUACCCAAGACCAAUACGUUUCCAACGAGGACGCAAUUGUCAAUGACUUUUGCGAAUCCCUCUCUUCUGCUUCCGCGACGUCGGAUGAAGGCUCACUCAUCUCCAGCGUAUCAACUCUUGAUGAUCUUGAUAACGAUGAAGAGGAUGAUGACUUCAUGUCAGACCAGCAAGACCUGCCUCAGGAAUACAUUCAAACAUACGAGCCUGAGGAACUCUGUGAACAGCAACCCAUGUUCCACGGCCAGGAGUUUAUUCCACAACAAUACACUGGCCCUGUUCUUCACGCUCCUAUUGUCCCUGUUCCUGUAGUGGAAGCACCUAUGUCGCACAUGCCCUGCCAGCAGGUCCCGGUUCCUAUACAGGCACCCAUUCCUGUGCAGCCUGCUUGCACACCGAAAUCCUUCUUCCACUUGUGGGAGGUGGUAAAAUACGUUCAGCAGGUGCCAAUGAUGCAGCAUCCUGCGCCUUUCCACCAACAGGUGUCUUUCUUGUCGUCGCUGCAUAGCUGCUACUGA
Molecule: messenger RNA, 1530 nt
Organism: Trichoderma asperellum CBS 433.97
Lineage: Eukaryota; Fungi; Ascomycota; Sordariomycetes; Hypocreales; Hypocreaceae
Biological process (GO): signal transduction; protein phosphorylation
Molecular function (GO): ATP binding; protein serine/threonine kinase activity
Source: RefSeq, a predicted model, not a curated record